AUGAAGGGAAAGGAAGGAGUGCUUACCGGAGUACGCGAGAACGCCGUCGGGCUCGGCGCAGUCGAGCGGGCGGGGGAACAGGUCGAGGGCGGCGUGAAGGAGGGCGACGUGGGCGCAAAGGAGGGCGGUGCGGAGGAUGACGAGGUGGAGACGGACGAGGUGGAGGGCGGCGUGGACGAGAGCGACGCGCGGGCGUGCAGGGAGGUGAGGAGCGCGGGGGAGGACGAGGCGGAGGACCGGGAUGAGGCGGAGGAGGCGGAGGGCGACCCGAAUGGAGGCGGGCGAGGCGGGCUGCCUGAGGUGAGCAACAUGGUGGGGCGUGGAUGCGGGAGCCCAAGCCCGAGCACGGACAUCGACGCGGACGAUGGGAGGCCAUGGCCUGACGCGACGAGCAAGCUCGCGCCCGACCCGGACGCGGAUGUGGAGGGUGGUGCGCCGGGCAUGGGCGAGCGGAGGGAAACUGGAGGUGGGCGAGGCGGUGGAGUCCGGUGCAGGAGGCACGGGUGGACGCAGGCGAUGGGGACGCGGGUGACGCGUGCGGAGGCGGACGACGAGGUGGUGGGCGCCGUGGACGUGGGCGACGCGGAGCCGGGCGACUCAGAGGCGCAGCAGGCCGGUGCAGAGGAGGAUGACGCGGAGGGUCGAGAUGACGCGGAGCCAGAAGACGCUUCGGAGGAGGCGCGGGCGAGGCGGUGGGCGGUGAGGAGGUGGGCGACGCGCGCGGAAGUGGACGACGCGGAGGUGGGCGACAAGGCCGCGGCGCGGGCGGAGGUGGGCAACGCGGAGGCGGAGGGGGCAGAGGUCGAGGUGUGCGACAUGGAUACGGAGGUGAAGGGCCAGAACGGCUGUGGGCGCGAGCGCAACGAUGCCGCGGGGACGGACGACGGACGAGGCGCGGACGAGGCGUGCUGUGGGCCGCAGGCGAGACAGGAGGAGCGGGAGACGCGUGUCCCUGGGCCCUGGGGACGACGCGGAGGUGGUGGUGGGCGAUGCGAGGCAAAUCCACGGGAUGAGGCGGAGGGCAGGGACACGGUGGAGGAGGCGGAGGGCAGCGCGUCGCGCGAGCGGAGGCGACGCGAGGAGGUUGGAUGCGUCUCCCAUAAGGCGCUUGCACGGUCGGGGCAUGCACGGGUAGACACGGGUCCCGCGAACAUGUGA
Messenger RNA from Epithele typhae, 1158 nucleotides. RefSeq lists its product as uncharacterized. Lineage: Eukaryota; Fungi; Basidiomycota; Agaricomycetes; Polyporales; Epitheliaceae. The transcript is spliced from 5 exons. Bases 1 to 1158 code for a protein of 385 amino acids. The record is from RefSeq and is a predicted model, not a curated record.